AUGGCUCUGACAUCGUCCUAUUCGGCCAAUAUGUUCAUGCCUGACUUCGGCGUCAAGCCCGACGAUAUUCGCUACUUCAGUAUCGAUUCGCGGAUUCAGGGCCGUGGCCCGAACCGUCUCAAGUACCUGGACCUCGAAGGCCGUUGGGUUCUGAGCGGCCGCAGUAUUCCUUACAUUUCGGCUGCGUUCCAGCAUCUGGAGCACUUGAACAAUGCUCAAGUUCCACUCAGAGUCAGUUCUUUUUUUUUACGAUAAAUGGUGUCUGAUUCCCUUCUGACUAUUUGAAGAGUACGUUAAGGUAAACAGUGUGCGUAAAAAUAGAGGUUUACAGUCCUAAGUCAGCAUUGUAUGGACUAAAAACAUGUAAGAACUUUGGUUAUGUGUAGGGACGCUCCUUUUUGGAAUGUUCUCAAUCAGAACAUUUUCGAACCUUAUAAAGAUUGAAAUCGCUUGUGAGCCAGCUUCUCUCAAAUUUUAAAAUUUGGAGGCUCGUUUCCCUAAUGCAACAAACCAGCUUUUGAGCCCUUCCAAAGUCUCAGAAAUUGGAAAGAUCCUUAAUUUUGUUCGUUUUUUCUACUCAAAUUGUCCACUGAGCACACACCUCCAAAAUCUUUAGGCCGCAAUAUUCUGAGCCCUUUCUAUUUUCCUACAAACUCCUCGAUACCAAAAAGGUAAAUUCUUCUGCAGGACAUCACCCAAGAGCCAAUCAACGCCAUCGGAAUGGUCGGCUGGACAAAAUCCUCAACAGAUGCCGUGCCGACCGAGAGAAAGCCAAAGUUCAUUCCAUCACCGACGACGCCAGUCUACAUCGAAGAAGAGGAGGUGCCGCCAAGCCCGCGAGAGCCGAUGCCUCACCGAUCGGCUGGAUACGGUAAGAUCUUCCUCCCAUUGAAAUCAACUACUUUCCAAGGGGUUCUUCCUUCUAUCUAGACCCCGAAAAAUCGCUUUUUUCCAGGACCUGCGCACCAGAAGAGGAAACUGUCGGUGCCGGACAGGUCGAGAAGUGCCUCGCCACUUCGUGCCGAAUCACCACAGCCCGUCUUCGACAAAUACGCCAAAUAUGAGCGACACCGCAAAGGUCAGGAGCCAUUUUCAGCUGAGUCAGCCAUUCAACUCAUCGACUGGCAGGGCCAGCUUUGGGCUCUUGUCGAAGAGAAAGUCACUGUCAUACGUAUCAUAGAAGAUAGUUACUAUUUGGAACAGUUAUGAGGAUAAAACUUUUUGAAAACCCUGAGUUUUUUUUUUCUACAUGAAAAGGUACUAUCUCAGGACAUCUCGCAGACAAAAACCAAUAAAAACUUUUUUUUUAAAGACCUUUCACUAUCAUAAAACCGAAAAUGAGAUCUUCCUACUCGCUAGUUCAACACAUGAAAAAUCACCCUUUGUUUUCCAAGCUUCUCCAAAGAAAACAAGCUGAGCAAGCUACAGAUUCCAUAACGCGAUAUGGAACCAAGUGGGGACCUGCCACCGGUGACCUCGGCUACUCGUCGAGCGGAAACUCGCCGGUGAGCAACGACGGCGGCGAAACGUUGCCCCAUCGCACUCCAUCGUUGUCGCCUCGUCCGGCCUCCCGAACUCGUUACUACGACAAUGACUACGAUUCAACGCUCAUUCAUAAAGGUGAUUGGAGAGAUUCUAGCUCUUUUUUUCAGAGAAGACAUGCUCAAUUUCAUAGAAAUCUGCAAGACAGCCGUAAAAAUCUUUAAAAAUCAGUCGUUUUCGCAGUAGAGCACACAAGCCAUUUGGCUAUUUUUGAGCGUUGUUCCUUCUUCUCAGAUAACGUGAACCGUUUCUGCGCAAUUCUAGGGAUCACUUAAGAGUGCUAAAGCGGUCACUAGAAACUUCCGGAUCACGUCUGUUUCGCGUUACGAAUGUCCGAGUUGAAUCUAAUUUCGCACUAAAGCACACUUUCUCAAAUAGUGAUACUUUCAAGAACAGACACCCUUUCCUCACUCUAAAAACGCCGAACUUUCAGCUGACUCGAACCGAAACCUCAAAGUAUUGACGAAGGACACCAAUGGGGACGUUCCGCCCUACCGUACCACCGGCUACGGUGCCUACCACGUCAAGCGACAGUACGAACUGAGCCCGCGAUCGUUGGGCAGCGACUACGCGACAAGCGAGUCGGAGCAGUCGUCGCCAGUUCCCUACCGCAAACAAACUACCGAAACCUAUGUUCGUCGUCACCUCCGCACCAACAGCUAG
Caenorhabditis auriculariae is the source of this 2205-nucleotide messenger RNA. NCBI's taxonomy places the organism in Eukaryota, Metazoa, Nematoda, Chromadorea, Rhabditida, Rhabditidae. The record is from the annotation of a GenBank genome assembly.